Molecule: messenger RNA, 504 nt
Organism: Striga asiatica
Lineage: Eukaryota; Viridiplantae; Streptophyta; Magnoliopsida; Lamiales; Orobanchaceae
Source: the annotation of a GenBank genome assembly
AUGGUUCUAGCUGACAUGUACACUAAACCUGGAAUUCCAUGGAAGUAUGCCCCAGAGAGACUCAAAAGGUAUAAAAGAUUAAUUUCACUUGCAAUUGGUGUUGCUUUUCCUGUGAUUAAGGAAAUUGUAACUUGUCUCCAGUCCUUGAAUAUAGUAGUGGAACCGCUUGGUUACCUAGCCUUUGUCGAGGUUUUGGGUUUAACGGAUGAUUAUGACCAGGUGGCUGCCAUUCAGUUGAGCAAACCCUUAUUGAGUGCUCCCAAAGAGUUCAGGGUCGGGUUGGGGUUUUUCCAUUUUGCUGGAUCAGAGGCUUUGUUUGAGGGGGAACCAUGUUCGAGGCCCACGGCAAUUUUGGAUGGGAGCAUUGCACUAAGUGGGCGACAUUCAACCCUCGUGUUGGACAGGGAGAAACGACAGUUAAUUACUACCAUAGGUUCGACUCCACAUACCGGCCACAUGUUCUGGUCGAAUUCAAAGGCGAAGUCUUCCGAACCAGGGGAGAUU